Stegastes partitus (bicolor damselfish) is the source of this 1398-nucleotide messenger RNA. RefSeq names its product specifically androgen-regulated gene protein. The transcript is spliced from 3 exons. Bases 1 to 1398 code for a protein of 465 amino acids. Lineage: Eukaryota; Metazoa; Chordata; Actinopteri; Pomacentridae. The record is from RefSeq and is a predicted model, not a curated record.
AUGCCUAAAAGCGAUACCUGGCCAGGUGGGACUGGAUUGGAGAGGAUGAAUGGCAUGGACAGUGCUGGCAGCUGUGACAGCGUUGUCAGUGCCAAUUCUGCCUUUAGUGAUGAUAGUCUGGAGCAUCUGUCUGCUGAAGAGAGGGCCUGUCUCAUGUUUUUGGAGGAGACUAUCGAGUCUUUGGAUACUGAGGAGGAUAGUGGGCUGUCCAAUGACGAACCUGAACAACUGCCCAGCCAUGGCAACCUUGCUAACAAACUGGCUGACCUGUCAGUUUCCAUGAGCAAGAGCAAGUUCAACGGUUCACAGAUACACGACUCUAAGGAACUCAUCAAAGAAAAUGUUGACGUCAAACCCGUGCAGAGCUACCUGGUUCCCACACCUUUUGUUCUUGCAAGCAGUUCAAUACCCACAACUAAAACCCUGUAUUCUAAAAAUCAGGUCACGUUUCAGAACAACAAACUUGAUCACAAACACAACCAGACACCUAUUGCUCCCCCAGUACCCUUAGAGGUUAAUGUUGUGAUACCUCCUUCCACGAAACCCAGGGACUACUUAGGUAGGACAGCUGAGGGUCCUUUACCGAGAGGACCUCUAUCCUAUGAUGCACUAGUUCAUUUGCGGAGGAGUGCCUCUGCAAAGAAGACACCUUUAUGUCCCAGAAUUGAUCACACUAUAGACUUGGAAAUGCACCUUCCUGCCCCAGUGGAAGGCCCAAACUUUGGAAAUCCAUCAAGAGCUGACAGGUCCCACUCAGAAGUUUCCAAUUCUAAAAUAAGCCUCCCAGUUGUGGCCCCCAAGCCCAAGAUUCCAGCCAACAUUACUGUAAAAACAAAAAAUGAAGGAUCCAAAACCUCAGGCACUUCACAUGGUGGGAAGCAUGCCACAGAUCCACAGGUGGUGAGACUUGAAGCUUUGCAGAAGCUGGGCCUCCUGAAAGACCAAGAGCCAGAAAAUGAGGUCGUAGCCCCGCUGCCUCCUCCCAAAUCUCACACCUCUCUGGACCCAACACCAAACAGAUUUGCAAGGGCUCCAUCUAAUUGUAAUCCAUCAAGGAGCCCAUCGUUCUGUUACUCUAAAGUGCCCACAGAGCCCAAGAGCAGGCCUCUACAGAGCAGUGCCAGUUUCCAUCACGGUUCCAGGCGUGACGAGCAACCAGUGUUGAUAUCGCAUCCUGCUCAGUCCAGUGGAUUAAAGACAGCUGGUCUGAAGCACUGUGUCACUCCAGACAACCAAAGAAACUACCCUGAACCACAACUCAUCCAAUCAGCCACACCAGUGAAAAUCACCACUACAGCUCAGCCCACAAACUCCGUCGGAUAUACUGUGAUGGUGGUACCUGGUAUGGGAGCUGAUCGAAAAGAGGCUCUCAGAAAGCUUGGACUGCUCAAAGACUGA